AAUAUUUCAUGAAGGUUAGUGUCUUUCGCCUCAUGAUGACCUACUCUGAAAGGAUGGCGCGACCACCCCCGGGGGCAAGGUUAGCGGGAACGAAAGUGCUUCGCUGUGCCCCUCUUAGAUGUGCCCCGAAAUGUCAUGAGGCCGCCGCCGUUUCUUCCUGUCCAUGAUGGAGGUUCUGACGGCAAUGCGUCCGAUCGGUAUGCGGAGGACGAAGCGAAAGCUGCGGCGAUGCUCGAGCGCAGGCAAGCGGUCUCCUACGGUUUGGACUGGCUUCGCCCGCAGCCGGCGCAGUUGAGCGACCUCUUCCAGAUGCGCGAGCUGUUAGUCGGACCGACGACCGCGGCCGAUGCAUGGGUCAACGUCGAGAACCGGGUCGACGCAAUCGAGACAAAGGCAGCGACUGCGCCGGCACUGCUAGCCCCGCGCAUUGGCCCAACCGCCGCCCCGCCCAAAAUAAAUCGGGCCGCCGCGGCCCCAGCACAGUCGGGCGCCUGGGUGCCGCUGAGGGCCCUGCGCCAGGCAGGCCGCCCCCCGGCAGCCCCACGCGUGGGCCUCCCCUGCGUGAGGCAGCGCGCAGGCUUCUGCUGUUCGGCCAGCGGCCGGGCCGUGUCACACAUUUGGCGGCCGGCGGGGCUGCCAGCGCGCGGCGUGUUAGUAUAA
Molecule: messenger RNA, 660 nt
Organism: Amoebophrya sp. A120
Lineage: Eukaryota; Dinophyceae; Syndiniales; Amoebophryaceae
Source: the annotation of a GenBank genome assembly